CACUGGAAAGAGAAUGCUGAAAUAACAAGCAAAUCUUCAAAAUGGCGGACGCAAGCUUUGGAAUUUCUGCCGAAGAAAAAAGAGCGGAACAUGAGAGAGCUGCGAUCAGAAAUGAGAUUCGAAGAGAUUAUCAAAGGAAAGUCAAUGAUCCAAAGGCAAAGGGCAUGGUGUUGGAUCCAGCGGUGGUCCGGUGGAACCACGCCAGACACAGCUCCUAUCAGUUCUUCAAAGCUACUCCAAGGACCUCAGCCCUCGGUUUCCUGUUCGGACUUCUACCUCCAGUGGGCUUGAUUUACAUCUUAGGAAAGUACAAGAAAUACGAAAAGAGAAUGUACGCAGAGGGCAAAUGGCAGAAACCAAGAGCGUUACUAAGAGGAUGAUGGUCUUCAGCUGCUCUUCUAAAUCCAGUGGGGCAUUAGAGGACACGAGAAUCUCCCCAUUGUUUUUUGUGGAUUUGUAAUGGCAGUUUUGUACAUUGAAGAGUAAUACAAUUAUAAUGUUUUGGUUUGAAAAAUGCUUCGAUAGUGUGUGGCAGUUUGAAAAAUGUUUAUUUCCCAAGAUAAAUCUUUUUGGCUAUUCCCAAGGAUUAGGAUUUCAUCUCUAAAAAGAAUUCAAAAAAAUAACUUAAUUUAAAAGUUUCUCAUCACCAAGACCUGAAACAUUUCAAUACAAAAAGAUAUUUGAAACAACAGUUCUAACUGAAGAAAAGAAGUUUACAAGAGUUCGCUUGGUUUGAUUUUGAGAUAGUUAUAAACAUUUGGCAAGUUGGAUAGCAUUUUUCAACACAGUAAGCAUGUUAAAAAAAAAAUUUCUAAUUUGUUUGAAAACUGUGAAUAUUAAAGAUUGAUUAUAACUCAAAAUGA
Molecule: messenger RNA, 863 nt
Organism: Patiria miniata (bat star)
Lineage: Eukaryota; Metazoa; Echinodermata; Asteroidea; Valvatida; Asterinidae
Product: NADH dehydrogenase [ubiquinone] 1 beta subcomplex subunit 4-like
Exons: 3
Coding region: 42-380 (112 amino acids)
Cellular component (GO): mitochondrion
Source: RefSeq, a predicted model, not a curated record